Mesorhabditis spiculigera is the source of this 795-nucleotide messenger RNA. Lineage: Eukaryota; Metazoa; Nematoda; Chromadorea; Rhabditida; Rhabditidae. The record is from the annotation of a GenBank genome assembly.
AUGUUGCCGUUCCUCGGGAAGGCAGCAUUGCUUUUAUGCUUUCUCAUUGCCGCGUCUACCGAUGCCAGUUCCAUCAAGGACUUGUAUAGCGGCUCGAAUCUGAAAAUCAACGGCGACAGUUACAACCCUGAAAUCCGCCCGGGCUUCGGAUCAUCUAACAACCCAGCCGUGGUCACGAACGAACGCACCGCCGCCCGUCACGAAAUCCCGAACCCGAAUUCCCUAAUCAUCAUCAACACAAAUGGGAGUGUGAUGCUGAGCGAGCGCCUAUCACUCAAAACCGCCUGUAUCUUUGAUAUGGAGAACUACCCCCUGGAUGUGCAUGUAUGCUACGUCGACUUUGCCUCUUAUGGCUGGACAACAGAGGAUGUUGAUUACAAAUGGAAGGAGGCGAACCCGAUCCAGCUGAGGGCCGGGGUGUCGAGCAUGGUGCCGGAAUUCCGACUGAACACUGUAACUCCGGAUCUUUGCACUUCGGGCGCCUUCGCCAUGUCUUCAAUCCCCAGAGAGGCUGCAUCGGCCUACGAGUGGCUGAUCGUCUGCUAUCUCUACACCGGCUUUGCCUUGAUUGGAAUCAUUCUCAGCAAGGUGCUGAGGGAGAAGGAUGGCCUUCCUAUGGCUCCGGAGCCUGAGCAUCAAGUCCUAAUCGAGGGCGGUGAGAAUGGAGGACCACCAAAAGUUUGCCGAAUCGCGAACCUUCGCCAGGGAGCUUGUUGCAAGGCUUGGUUGCCAGGAACGGUCUAUUUCACGUUCUUCACGAUCUUCUGCACCAUGCACUGGUUCCGCAAGGCUUUU